Molecule: messenger RNA, 1751 nt
Organism: Mytilus californianus (California mussel)
Lineage: Eukaryota; Metazoa; Mollusca; Bivalvia; Mytilida; Mytilidae
Exons: 3
Coding region: 162-1751 (529 amino acids)
Source: RefSeq, a predicted model, not a curated record
GUGGUAUUCGUUGGUACUAAGCCAGACCCUGCCGGAAGUUGCCCGAUCCCAUGAUGCCUUCUCUCUCUUUCCGGUACACCAAAAAGUCAAGACGACAGUAACUAAUUUUACCAGAAAGACAUCCAAGUAAUCGACGCCAAGAAACGUCUUGGAAAAGACAGAUGUCCAGUGAUGAUGAUAGCACUGGGGGCAGCCCGAAGAGGAGUUGGGCUGCCGAGGAAAAGAAAGAAGAGAGAGAGGUAAGCCCCAGGGGACGACACCAAAAUAGGGUCCCCUCAGUUGAAAGGGGUAUCCCAAACCAGGGAGAGCCCAAGGCCCAAGGUGGGGAAGCUGAGGUUCCAGGAAAAGCCAUCUCUGGGGACCACCGGGACUCCUCCCCAAAGGCUGGAGACACAAGUCUAGAGUGGGGUUCUGGGGCAGUCAGGAACACCAGGGAUGGGAGCCGCAGUUCCCGGGGAAGGGCUCGGUCAGGCAGUAGGGAGGGUACAGUUAGGGACCCCAGUGGAGGAAGGAGCCGCUGUUCCGUUUCCAGGAGCACUCCAGGGGCCGCUGUCCCGAUGGCUAGGGGCACCCCUGUGGGCAUUCCAGCCGACCGGAAUGCUCACAGCGCGCCUCCACUGGGUAGGGGUUUUCAGGGUAGUAAGGAAACUACACAGGAGAGGAAGAGGAGGAGGAAUAAGCAGAAAGAACGCCAGGCAGGAGAAAUGGCCAGACUGCAGAGAGCCCUCAGAGAGGCCCAAGAGAGGCGGGCACCCCAGUCCGGAGCCAGGGAUGGAGCAGGGAUGUCCGCACAGAGCUCAUUCCGGGGAGGAGGAAGAAGGGGGACAGGGGUGUCGUGGCAAGGGAAACCCCAACGUGGCUAUACGUCCAAGGUGACAGGGGUGUCAGGACAGAGGACACCCCUGAACUACUACACAGGGAGAAAGAUUGGGGUGUCAGGCUAUGAGACACCUCAAGAAAAACAUCAAGCACGGGAGACUGGGGUGUCAAGUCAAAGGACACCCCAAUCAGACUACCAGCGGAGGGAGACUGGGGUGUCAGGCCAGAGGACACCCCAAGGAAACCACCAAGCCAGGGAGACUGGGGUGUCAAGUCAGAGGACACCCCAACCAGACUACCAGCUGAGGGAGACUGGGGUGUCAGGCCAGAGGACACCCCAAGGACCUACACCGCCAAGGGAGAGCCACCUCCCCACCCUACAGCAGUGCCCCAUCCAGGGUUGCCCCAUAAGGGCAUUGGAUAUUCAGCCACAUGUGAUGCUGGAACAUGUGGCUGAAGUAUUCAGAGAAUCAUCCGAUCCAUCCGAAAGGGCUUCCCUUGCACCAAUCAGGGUAGCAGCGCUACAAGCACAGGCCUGGAUGCUAGUGGGUGGGGACCUAGAGGAUUUGGUUACCCACAUUAAUAGGCUGGCAAUAACCCGACCCCACAUCAUUGGGCAGGCAGUCCAGGGCCAGAUGGAAGAAGUAUGCCUGGAAGGGGGACGACCAGUUCCCCCAUACUUUUCGACAGCGCCGGUUAACUCUCCUGGAGCCCUCAUUGACUGGAGGGUCCAGGCAGCCAUAAUGGGAGAGUUGGGAGAUAGGGCAGAGGCAUUCAGGGGAAUGUUUAGGUUGCAAGGACCCAGGGCAGCCACAGGGUCCCCAGCAGGCCAGCUAGGACAGGCAGAGGGGGGAAUAGAUCCUUUGAGGUCCCCCUCCGACUCCCCUCCAGGGAAAAAAUUAUUUGUGGAAAACCUGAGUGCAAUCGGUUGA